AUGUUGGUGGCUAUGAAGGAGUUGAAAGUGGCCUUUGGGGAUGAUGAGAAGAAGUACAAUUCCAUAUUGAAAAUGAUUGAACCGAGAUUUAAGAAUAAUCUUAGUGGAAUGCUACGUAAAGUGGGCUACUUUUUGAAUCCUUUUUUCUAUUACCCAGCUUACACAGACAUUGAAGGUGAUGGAAGCUUCAUGAAAGCCGUGGUGGAGUGUAUGCAUAGACUCUAUUCCGAUGACCAUGUGACUUUCACAAAGAUUGGAGAUCUAAUACCUAAUUAUCAAGAACGCCCAGGGCUUUAUGGAAACGAUACUCCCGAGUUGAUGGAGAUUUAUACAAAGAAGAGGAAUAUGCUAACUCAUAAAAUACUUCAUGAUUUAGUCUUUGUCAAGUUCAAUGCAAAGUUGAAGAACAAGCAUGCCGUUAUAGAUAGAGAUCCUUUAACCGCCUAUGAUGAUGAGGAAAGGGUCUCCGAAUGGUUGUUGCGUGAGGAGGGGAAUAAUAGUGAUGAUGAAGUAUUCCCGGGAGAGUGUUUGACCUUUAGGCAAGUUGAAGAUAUUUCGAAAGCUAAUACAAUGAAGAGAAAGAGUGGAAGGUUGAAAAUGUAUAAAAGAAAGAAGUAG
This is a messenger RNA of Asparagus officinalis (garden asparagus), 618 nucleotides long. RefSeq lists its product as uncharacterized. The coding region runs from base 1 to 618 and encodes 205 amino acids. The transcript has 3 exons. The record is from RefSeq and is a predicted model, not a curated record. Lineage: Eukaryota; Viridiplantae; Streptophyta; Magnoliopsida; Asparagales; Asparagaceae.